Closterium sp. Naga37s-1 is the source of this 4533-nucleotide messenger RNA. The record is from the annotation of a GenBank genome assembly. NCBI's taxonomy places the organism in Eukaryota, Viridiplantae, Streptophyta, Zygnematophyceae, Desmidiales, Closteriaceae.
AUGGAGGAGGUGGAGGAUGACGGGGGGGGGGAGGAGGGAGAGGAGGAGGAGGGAGAGGAGGAGGAGGAGGAGGAGGAGGAGGAGGAGGAGGAGGAGGAGGAGGAGGAGGAGGAGGAGGAGGAGGAGGAGGAGGAGGAGGAAGAGGGGGGGGAGGAGGAGGGGGAGGAGGAAAAAGAGGAGGCGGAAGAGGAGGAGGAAAAAGAGGAGGAGAAAGAGAAUGUUGAGGUAAAAGAGGAGAAGAUGGAGGAGGUGGAGGAGGACGGGGGGGGGGAGGAGGGAGAGGAGGAGGAGGAGGAGGAGGAGGAGGAGGAGGAGGAGGAGGAGGAGGAGGAGGAGGAGGAGGAGGAGGAGGAGGAGGAGGAAGAGGAGGAGGGAGAGGUGCAAGGGGAGGAAGAGGAGGAUGAAGAGUUGGGUAGCAGAGAGGAAGGAGAAGCAGAUGAGGAAGAUAGUGAGAGUGACUCUGGCGAUAGUGAUAGUAUUGAAGGUUUGGUGGGUGAGGGAGAUGAGAUGGAGGAUACUCUUGCAACGUUGCCUUUUCAAUUCGGAGAAGGGUUUGGGUUUUGGGAGGAGGAAGCAGGAAAUGGGGAGGGAAGAGAUCUGGUGAGCUCGGAGGAUGAGGAUGAAGGGCGAGGGAUAGGGCAUAUGGCUGAUGAUGGGGAGGAAAAGGGUGAGGGAAUGAGAGGAGGAGAGGGUGAGGGUGAAGGAGAGAAUGGAGGGGUGUAUGGGUGGGGGGAUGGGUAUGAAGUUAAAGGGGAGGAUGUGGAGAUGAGAGAGGGAGAGGGGGGUGAGGGAAGGGAAAGUGUGGAGCAGGAACAGGGCGAUGAGAUUGAGGGAGUGGAGAUGGGGAGUUUGGAAGGUGGUUGCGGUGAAGGAGAAGAGGUGGGAGAGCAAGAAAUGGAAGGGGAGGAGAAUGAGAAUGAGAAUGAGGAGGAAGAAGAGGAGCAAGUGGAGGAGGAGGAUGGUAGCAAUGAGGGGUACAAGCAAGAGGAGGGGAAUAAUGGUGAUGUUGAGGGUGUGUCUUGCGAAGAGGCGAAAUUAGGUGAGGAGGCAGGGGAGGGUGGAUGGGCAACGGGGUAUGCUUGGAUGCAGGAGCAGGGGAGUGGAGAUAUUGCAAGGUGGCAGGGGCAGAAUGACAUGUUGGUAACGACAGGGUUUGGGAAUGAGGAUCAGAUGAAUGGAGAGAUGCUGGUAGAUGCGGGGGUAGGGGGCAGUGGGGGAGGUGAUGUGGAGGAGAAGGAGGGAGAGGAGUUGGGGGACAGCGAGGGGAAGGAGGAGAAGCGAAAGGAAGCGGAGGAGGAAGAGGAGGAUGGUGAUGAUGAUGAGGAUGAAGAGGAAGAGGAAGAAGAGGAGGAUGAUGAUGAUGGGUUGUUAGAUGCUGAACUGGCAGUUGCAAUGGAAGCAGAGGGGAUGGAGGAAGAGGAGCAGUAUGGUGAGGGAAUGGGUGCGGGCACGAGUGAACGGACGGAUGAAGGCAGUGGGAAGAUAAAAGAAUGGGCUGGAGAAGGGGCAAAGAUUGAGAGGGCUGGUGGUGAUGAUGUAGAGGAAGAGAAGUGGAUGAUUGGGGAGGAGUGGAUGUGUGGGGUUAUGGCAGGGCAGUUGGGGAUGAUUCAGGGGGGGAAAGGGAAGGGGGUAGAGGUUUGGGAGGGGAAAGGUGGAGGUGAGGAGGAAGGGAAGAGGGGUGAGGGUGAGGGGGGCGAGUUUGGAAAGGGGGAGGGGUUAAGGGUUUAUGGUGGGACGGGUGCGGAGGAGUGGCGGGUGAAAGGAGAGGAAGGUUCGGUAGAGAGCGGUGGGAAUGAGGGGGGAGGGGAAGAGGGGGAGGAGGAGGAGGAAGAAGAGGAGGAGGAUGGGGGAGAGGAGGGGGAAAGAUUGCAGUGGGACGAAGAGGGAGAGGAUGAUUCAGUCGAGGAGGAGAGUGAGGAGGAGAGUGAGGAGGAUGAGAGUGAUGAGGAAGAGGAGAGUGAGGAGGAGGAGGAGAGUGAGGAGGAGAGUGAGGAGGAGGAGAGUGAGGAGGAUGAGAGUGAUGAGGAAGAGGAGAGUGAGGAGGAGGAGAGUGAGGAGGAGGAGAGUGAGGAGGAGGAGAGUGAGGAGGAUGAGGAGAGCGAGGAGGAGGAGGAGGAGGAGAGUGAGGAGGAGGAGGUGGGGGAGGAGGUGGAAGGGGGGGAGGAGGAAAGUGGGGGAGAGGAAGGGGAAAGACUGCAGUGGGACGAAGAGGGAGAUGAUGAUUCAGACGAGGAUGAGGAGAGUGAGGAGGAGGAGAGUGAGGAGGAUGAUGAGAGUGAGGAGGAGGAGGAGGACGAAGAGGAGGAGGAUGAAUUUGGGGAGGAGUGGGCAAGAAAAGAGGAAUCAGAUCUUGUGAAAGCGGAGGAGGGAAACUAUGGAUUGCUGGAGGAGGAAGAGAGAAUGAAGCAGGAGGAGGAGGAAGAAGAAGAGGAAGAGGAGGAGGCUGAGGAGGACGAUGAGGUGGAAGGGCAGGAGAGUGAAAGCGGGAGUGAGGAGGAUGGGGAAGAGGAGGACGAGGACGAGGAGAGUGGUGGUGAUGAUGACGGGGAGAGUUUGAUGGUACAGUAUGAGCAGGAGGAAGAAGAGGAGGAGGAGGAGCUAGGAAAGUUGGGGGAUUGGACCCUUGUGGGGGGAAGUGAAGAGAGUAGCGAGGACAUUGGUGAGAGUGCGGAGAGUGAGGAGAUUGAGGAAAGCGAGGCGGAAGCGGGGGAAAGUGAGGAGAGCGAUGAGAGCGUGGAGAGUGAGGGGAGUGAGGAAAGCGAGGAGAGUGAGGGAAGUGACCUAUGUGGGAGUGUGUCAGAGGAGCGUAGGGAGAGUGAUCUUGUCAUAGAAAUGCUAUACGAGUCUGAUUCUGUAGAUUUGCAGGCUGGCAGUUUCAACGGAAAGAUUGCAACGGGUGCAAGGGGUGGAAUGGUUGCAACGAUUGCCAGUGACGAUGAUGAGUCUGCUGCUGAUGAUGAUGAUGGCAGCGAACUCUCAGAAGAGUUAGAGGACCCAGAGGAUCCAGAGGAUUCAGAGGAGCUUUAUCUCCCCGGAGAGUGCUCGGAGGACUCCGGAUCCUUCUGCUCUCCCGAUCGAUACUCUUCAGACCGUUACCUGUCGGACCGAGGAAAGGCGAAGCGAAGGAGAGGGGAGGCGAGUGGUGGUGGUGGUGAUGGUGAUGGUGGUGGUGGUGGUGGUGGUGGGGAAAGAGGAUGGAGCACACCAGCAGGCGCGUCAGCAGCAGGAGCAUACCCUGGCUCGCGUAAGAGACCUGCCGAAACCAGCAGCAGAAGCUGCAGAGGGAAUGACGAUCCUGAUCGUGGCGAUGCUGCUGGUGCUGCUGGUGCUGCUGGUGCUGCUGGUGAGGGUGCGGAGGGUGCAAUCGAGCCCUCCUCGCCCCCCGUCACACUCCACAGCAUCCACUCUGCCUUCUGGCUUCGUCUGCAGUUCCUCUUCCCACUGCUGCCCAUGGUUCAUGCUGACAGGGACUCCCGGUCAGACCCACCAUCAGCACGUGCCCCUUUGCCCCGCAACCUGCGUCGCUCCCUCACUCUCACCCUCCUCCACCUCCUCGCCUCCUCCGCCGUCCAAUGCCCGCUCCCUGCUCCCGCUUCCCCAUCUCUCCCGCUCAUCUCUCCUCUGCUCUCUCUAACCCGGUCCGGCACUUUCCCCUUGCUCCACCGACCCACUAACAAAGCUGAUGUUUCAAACGGCGUGGGAUUGAGAGGAGCGCCGUUGCGGCUUCUUAUUCAGCAGCAGCAGCAGCAGCAGCAGGAGGGGGAGGCAUCAGGAGACUUGUUAUUCGACACGCUUCUAUCCAUCUUCUAUGCGCUGCUCACUCCCUCCUGGCCUGUCUGGCUUCGUCCCUUUCCGCACUCCUCCUCCUCCUCUUCCUCGUCCGCGCUCCCUCUCCCUCUCCCUCCCUCAUCCACGUCCUCCCCAUUGCACAAGCCGCUCAAGGAUGUGGCUCCUCUUGACCCUGACAUGCUGGAAAUGCUACAAGCGGGAAUCGACUCUCUCUUCCCCGACCCUGCUCUCUGGUCCCGCCUGCAAUCCGCCCUCCCCGUCCUCCCCUCGCCUCCGCCAAUCACCAUUUCCGCCGCUCUCCCAGAACCCUCUCCCCCUCUCCUCGCGGCAGCUGCUGCCGCAUCAGCAGCAGCAGACGGCACACCUUUAGAACCCACCAUGAUCCCUGCAGCCGUUGCCACUCCCAUCCCUUCCACCGUCUUCUCCCCUCCGCCUCUACAUGUAGCCUUUUCUCCCGGAGGAACAGCCAGUCUAGGUCUUUCAGCCACUGCCGCCGCCGCAGCUGGUGCUGCUGGUGGUGGUGGUGAGUUUGCGGGUACGUGGGGGGCGGGUGGAGGGGAUGCGGUGGCUGCAGCUCCCAAGGCGGUGGGGUGGCUGAGAGGGGCUGUUCGGCGCAAGCGCAAGGGGAUUCUGUAUGCCGUGGGGCAUGAGGAUGAUGAGAUACUCCGAGGCGGAGGAGGAGGCGGCGACGACGACGACGACGACGACGACGACGACGACGACGGCGGCGGUGACGACGUGUAA